CAUUGUUAUCCAGAGCGUUGGUGACUCUAACUGUGCUGCUGGCAACAAUUUAAUUACGCUUUUUUGCCAAGGUUUACUGACACGGCAUAUUCAACAGGGUGUUGAGCGUUCGUAAAUUCAUCAGUUAUUCUGCGCUCUGGCACACUCAGACGAGAGCGCUCUGAAAUCGGAGUAGAUAGCCAGAGCAAAUUUAACAACGCACCCCAUGGAUUUCCGAGUUGGAUGACCUUCUAAACGAUUUUUUUCACAGUAGGAGCUCGUUUUUGUUCGAUUUCCAGUUGUCUGGAAUGCACUGAAGUCGGAACUCGGGGAGAUGUCAUUAAUGAUUCUAGGAAAAUGUCAUCAUUAUUUUUGUUAUUAACUAAAAAGCUAAAUAUGAUUUAAUCUUGUUGUAACAAAUACAUAAGAUACAUUUUCAAUUCAAGGAACCAAUUUACGCCUGGAGGUAAAUUGUUUUGGAACAUGUUUGUUCCUGACGCGGCAUCAUACAUCAGUGGGAGAGACUUGGAAUUAUGACGUGCUCUGUGACGUUUUUUUUUGCUACCAGGAAACGAAUGUAAACAUAGCAAUCGGAAUAGAAACGCAAAUGCAUUCGCAUAAUUCYACAAAAGAUCUUCGAUGCUGGGUGCUAAAUACGAUUUUGCAGCACGGGGCGAAAUGUGGUUAGCUGGAAUAUAUGAUUGCCAAUUCUAGAAGAGGUUAUUAAACGCAGUAGCUAGGACUGAGGCAGGCUAAUCGCUCGAUAAACCGACACACAUCCACUUCGGGGUGCAGAGAAUUUGCAACAAGCUGAUGACAUGUCGGCAGACAGUUCUUCUGCCAACCAGGAAGAACCUAAUGCUGUUGUUGGAAACAUAUUGGYGCAGUUCACAUAGGUCCAGGCAUGUUUGCCAUAAGGGCACCUGAGGAGGAGUCCUYAGAGAUGGUGGAGGAGAUGGACACGUCAGAGGCUGUCUGGUGCUGGUAUUACCUAGCYGAAUGUGGAGUGUGGCACAUGUUUGAGAUUGAUCCAAGUGCUGCAUGCUCUGUGACCAGUGAGCAGAUAGAACAGAAUUACAGCAGGAAUCAACACGGUGUCAUGGAGUUUUACACCGCCAAGUACACCUACAGACUGGACUUCUCAGUCAUGAAGCAGAUCAAUGUCACAACCGGGAAACAACGGCCAAUCAAACGGGCGUUCCACUCUGCCACUGGCUUUAGGUUCAUUUGUGAUAAUCUGGCCCUGCCGGUGCCCUGCCACUGGGAGAGAUAAAUACAGACGAGCCUUAUCAGGUAAGGGAAAAGGAUAGUGUGUGGACAAUAUGCUGUUGUAUCUACCU
Molecule: messenger RNA, 1319 nt
Organism: Salvelinus sp. IW2-2015
Lineage: Eukaryota; Metazoa; Chordata; Actinopteri; Salmoniformes; Salmonidae
Product: protein mono-ADP-ribosyltransferase PARP11
Cellular component (GO): nucleus
Molecular function (GO): NAD+ poly-ADP-ribosyltransferase activity; NAD+-protein mono-ADP-ribosyltransferase activity
Source: RefSeq, a predicted model, not a curated record